AUGUGUCCGGGCUCGUCUGUGCCCUCUGCCACCGCCACCGCCACCGCCAACGCCACCGCCACCGCCACAGAGGAGGAGGAGGAGGAGGAAGAGGAGGAGGAGGAAGAAGAGGAGGAGGAAGCAGAGAAGGCACACCAACAUCUGUGCCGCCUCAAAAGUGACAGCCGGCCUGCUCUCCCGGGACCCAGCCAGAGUGAGGGAUUUGGGGUUAGCGAAGCUGCUCCUCGGGCCUCACCUCCUUCCACCUCCCCCCCACCUCUCCACGCCUCCUCCCGUCUCCUCCCGUCUCCUCCCGCCUCCUCCCGCCUCCUCCCUUCUCCUCCCGCCUCCUCCUGCCUCCUCCUGCCUCCUCCUGCCUCCUGUGUGUCCAGGAGCCAGAUUCACAGAUUGGCAGACAGUGCGUCGCAUAUGACCGGAGUUUGUUGGGCUGGCAUUGUUCUCUACUGUGGAAACAAGAAGCAAGUCGGCGUGCCAGAAGACAGCUCCAACCGUCCGGGUAUCAACGCCGCAGCCAACUAUUGUCCGAGGAACGGAGAUUGA
This is a messenger RNA of Knipowitschia caucasica, 540 nucleotides long. The record is from the annotation of a GenBank genome assembly. NCBI's taxonomy places the organism in Eukaryota, Metazoa, Chordata, Actinopteri, Gobiiformes, Gobiidae.